GCGGAACCCAGCAGGGAACGCUGGCUACAAGUGCUGCGGCUGGGGAAUAGCGGACUUUCUCAUGGAGCCACGCGGACGCGAGUGCUCUCGCUCCAGCUUCUUUGAUAGCCGGAGCAGAAGGAAACUUGACAUCUCCUCUGAGGGAUUCUGUCACGGGAAAGUGUGAGUCCCUGGAUAAAUUUGGCUUGGUGACGGCAGUGUGCUCUCCCCAGAGAUACUGCCACUUCCUCCUUGUUCCUUCUCCACCCCGACCUGAGUUUCUCCCUGCUAACCCUGUGACAAGCCAGAAGAUUUUCCUUUCCACGCUCUUCUGCCACCAGUUCCCUGUGUCAUUUGUCUCCCUCUCAUGAGGAACUGAGGCUAAGGUGUCCUUAACCAGCCAUGGCUGUAAAGGAAACAGGGACCAGAGGAGCAGGCUUCUCUAUAGUGUGGGCUUAGAUUCUGCUGGGUUCUUAUCUGUGUUGCCACUGGCAGAAUUUCUGGAAAUUGCUGCUGCAGGAAUUCUAAGCAGCUCCAAUGGAGCUCCUCUCCCUGACUAAGAGGAACAGCCCAGAGGACUUGUACAAUACUCUGGACUGGAGUUCAGAAGGGACUCUUGGUGACCAGGUAGAGGGGACAGCCAUCAGAACUGCUCUUCGCUCACAGGAAAACUGUACACCCAUACCAAGAGCAGCUGGAGUGGAAGUGUCUAGACUUAGCCCUUCUCUGGCAUCCCCAACCUCCUUGCUCCAAGACAAUGCUAUUCAGCCAAGGUUUUCCUCACCAGGACCUCCUGACUCAGGGAACAACCAAGUGAUGGCAGAUCGUAAAGUCUGUGAUUGUUGCAGCCAGGAAUUAGAAACUUCUUUUACUUAUGUGGAUGAGAAUGUCAACUUAGAACAGAGAAGUCAGAGGUCCCCGUCAGCCAAAGGUGGUAAUCAUCCUGGAGAUCUUGGCUGGGGAAACGCUAACGAAUGGUCCCAGGAGGCUGCCAUUUCUUUGAUCUCAGAAGAUGAAGAUGAUGCAAGUUCGGAAGCCACAUCUUCAGGGAAGUCUGUAGACUAUGGCUUCAUCAGUGCCAUCUUGUUCUUGGUCACCGGUAUCUUGCUGGUGAUCAUUUCUUAUAUCGUCCCUCGGGAAGUGACAGUGGAUCCCAACACAGUGGCCGCCAGGGAGAUGGAGCGUCUAGAAAAGGAGAGUGCGAGGCUAGGUGCACACCUGGACCGCUGCGUGAUUGCGGGACUCUGCCUGCUCACGCUCGGGGGAGUCGUCCUCUCCUGCUUGCUCAUGAUGUCCAUGUGGAAGGGGGAGCUCUAUCGUCGAAACAGGUUUGCCUCUUCCAAAGAGUCUGCAAAGCUCUACGGUUCUUUCAACUUCAGGGUGAAAACCAGCGCUAACGAAAACACCCUGGAGCUCUCCUUGGUGGAGGAAGACAACCUUGCUGUACAGAGUUAACCCUGAACUUCGUGAGAGACAGCUGUGCAUUCUAUGUGAAAUAAUAAUAAUAAGUCGACAGCGUCCUUGGUUUGUUUGGCGAGAAAAGUUUUCUUUGGUUGUUGUUGUUUUUUCCACUUCCCCCAAACCAGCCAGUGUUUUGUUCCCAUGAAUCUUUUAUUAAGAAAAGCUGUGUAAGAUAUCAAAGAAACCAUGGCCAUCUCUGUCUGACUCACCGCAAACUGAAAACUAAUUCAGCUGGAGUGACCAUGAAUUUCUACUUCUGCAGAGAAGUACUUCCACUGACCCAUAUACAAGUGUUUUCUUUUACAUAAACAUGGACAUUAUUGUUGGGUACUGGAAGGGCUCCUGCACAGUGGGAUCACAUGGCAAUCUAUUCUGUGAAGCACAA
Molecule: messenger RNA, 1825 nt
Organism: Arvicola amphibius (Eurasian water vole)
Lineage: Eukaryota; Metazoa; Chordata; Mammalia; Rodentia; Cricetidae
Gene: Tmem74
Product: transmembrane protein 74
Exons: 2
Coding region: 517-1434 (305 amino acids)
Source: RefSeq, a predicted model, not a curated record